CAUCGCACAGACCACACUCCACAUCGAUCCCCUCUCGAAACCAUCGCCUCCGCCGCCCACCAUGCCGCCGCCGCCGGCGGCGGCACCAUCGCUGCCGGAUGAGAUCCUCGAGGAGAUCUUCCUCCGGCUCCCGCCGGACGAGCCCGAACACCUCGUGCGCGCGUCCCUCGCAAGCAAGCUCUGGCUCGGCCUCCUCUGCGGCCCUCGCUUCCGCGGCCGCUACCACGACCACCAUGGAGCUCCCCCCAUGCUGGGCUUCCUCCAUACCUGGCUGGAGAACUGGGAGGAUCAAGGCCCCGUCCCACACCUCACCUCCACCACGAAAUUCGGCGCGCGCAUUCCGGACCACGAACGCGACUACUCUCCGCUGGACUGCCGCCAUGGCCGCGUCCUUCUUGGGGAUGAUGUGAAUCAGAUACCCAUGGCGCUCGUCGUCUGGGACCCCAUGACGGGCCGCCGGAGGGAGCUGGAAGCGCCCGACCUGGUGGUCGACAGCCACGGGACCGCCGUGCUCUGCGCCGUGGGCGGCUGCGACCACCGCGCUUGUCACGAGGGUCCCUUCCAGGUGGUCUUUGUUUGCGUGGGCUCGAAAGGAGAUGACGAUGAGGAUUGCGUUGCGUACGCUUGUGUGUCCUUGCCAGAGACCGGUGACUGGAGCAAGCCGUGCCCUCUAUUUGAUCAGUGGGGCGAGCCAUGCCCUGCUCUUCUUCUUCCGGCCGAAACAUUCUUCGAGCCAACGCCCCCUGUCCUCAUCGAAGGAGCAGCACUUCACUUCAUGCUUGAGGUUGUUGAUGAUGAUAGUGUAGGAAUUCUUAAGUAUGACUUGAGCUCUCAUAGCUUGUCACUGAUUGAUGCACCGAUUGAGGGUUCUCACAUUCCCACUGCCUCUAUCCUCAUGGCCAUGGAGGAUGGCAGUUUGGGGUUUGCGCAUGUCAGUGGAUCAACACUCUAUCUGUGGUCAAGACUGAUGGGUUCCGAUGGAGUUGCUUCAUGGAGUCAACGUACAAUUAUCAAUCUUGGAAACCUUUUCCCCAUCCAAAAUCCCGAGGAAAGCCUUACACUGGUUGGAUCCGUGGAGGGCCGUGAUGUCCUCUUUGUGCCCACGGAGCUGGGCAUCUAUGAGAUUAAUGUUGAGUCGCAGCGAUGGAAGAAGCUAUGGAAGAGAAAGAAAUUACAUGCUCUGAUUCCAUACAUGAGUUUCUAUACAAUCCAAAAGGUUAGUGGAGCAAACAAAACAAAGAAUCUCUAAUCAGAUAUAAAGUUACAGUUCAACUGUUCCCAAUCAGACUUUUGAGUCCUAGAAAGGCGGCCACUCUCAUCAACAAGAAAGAUGGCAAGCUUGGAGGCGACAAGGGUGUUGUGAUGAAUAAACUUGCAGAAAGGAUAAUCUUGUAAUGAACCUCCCAUUAUUGCAGAUGCAGUAGGAACCAUGUGCUCUGUUGUUUUAUUUGCUUGAAAUGCAUCUGCAGACAGCAGCUUUGUCUUA
Triticum urartu is the source of this 1486-nucleotide messenger RNA. The record is from RefSeq and is a predicted model, not a curated record. Lineage: Eukaryota; Viridiplantae; Streptophyta; Magnoliopsida; Poales; Poaceae.